GGAGGGGGGCAACCCAAGGGAGGAGGUGAUAAAGUCACUAGCAGAAGUUCAAUCUCUUACUUUUGUCCACCUCCGAGAGUGAAGCAGUGUCCCAGCAUCUCCACAGCGCCCCCUGCAGUCAUGUGUGAUGAUGAGGAAAGUACCGCUCUGGUCUGUGAUAAUGGGUCUGGACUGUGCAAGGCGGGUUUUGCUGGGGAUGAUGCCCCGCGAGCUGUGUUCCCCUCCAUCGUGGGGCGGCCGAGACACCAGGGCGUGAUGGUGGGGAUGGGACAGAAGGACAGUUACGUGGGAGACGAGGCACAGAGCAAGAGAGGAAUCCUGACCCUGAAGUACCCGAUUGAGCAUGGCAUCAUCACCAACUGGGACGACAUGGAGAAGAUUUGGCAUCACUCCUUCUACAAUGAGCUGAGAGUUGCUCCGGAGGAACAUCCCACUCUUCUGACCGAGGCUCCACUCAACCCCAAAGCCAACCGAGAAAAGAUGACUCAGAUUAUGUUCGAGACAUUCAAUGUUCCCGCCAUGUACGUGGCGAUCCAAGCCGUGCUGUCCUUGUACGCCUCUGGACGCACCACAGGUAUCGUCCUGGACUCUGGAGAUGGUGUCACCCACAAUGUCCCAAUCUAUGAGGGCUAUGCGCUUCCUCAUGCCAUCAUGAGACUGGACCUGGCAGGUCGUGACCUUACUGACUACCUGAUGAAGAUCCUGACUGAACGCGGAUACAGCUUUGUCACAACAGCUGAGCGUGAGAUUGUGCGUGACAUCAAGGAGAAACUCUGCUACGUGGCUCUGGAUUUUGAAAAUGAGAUGGGGACAGCAGCCACCUCUUCGUCUCUAGAGAAGAGCUACGAGCUUCCUGAUGGGCAGGUCAUCACCAUCGGUAACGAAAGAUUCCGCUGCCCUGAGACGCUGUUCCAGCCGUCCUUUAUCGGCAUGGAGUCUGCUGGCAUUCAUGAAACAACCUACAACAGCAUCAUGAAGUGCGACAUUGACAUCCGGAAAGAUCUCUAUGCUAACAACGUUCUGUCCGGAGGAACCACGAUGUACCCUGGCAUCGCAGACCGAAUGCAGAAGGAGAUCACUGCUCUGGCGCCCAGCACUAUGAAGAUCAAGAUUAUCGCACCACCUGAGAGGAAGUACUCUGUUUGGAUCGGUGGCUCCAUCCUGGCAUCUCUGUCCACCUUCCAGCAAAUGUGGAUCAGCAAGCCCGAAUACGACGAGGCCGGACCUUCCAUCGUCCACAGGAAGUGUUUCUAAAGCUGUCGUCGACCACCAGCGUCCUCAGUUGGAAGUGGCUGCAUUACUGAUGAUUGUUAUCUUCAGGAAAUUGCGUGUUAAAUCUUCAUUCAGGUUCUGUUGGACUGAAGCUUCAUCACUUUAACGGCCUGUGACCCACGUGCUAAUGCCAGCAGACUUGAGAAGGAGGAAAAUAAAAGAU
This is a messenger RNA of Synchiropus splendidus (mandarinfish), 1435 nucleotides long. It is a transcript of the gene acta2, whose product is annotated as actin alpha 2, smooth muscle. Bases 121 to 1254 code for a protein of 377 amino acids. The transcript is spliced from 9 exons. NCBI's taxonomy places the organism in Eukaryota, Metazoa, Chordata, Actinopteri, Syngnathiformes, Callionymidae. The record is from RefSeq and is a predicted model, not a curated record.